Molecule: messenger RNA, 1679 nt
Organism: Gadus chalcogrammus (walleye pollock)
Lineage: Eukaryota; Metazoa; Chordata; Actinopteri; Gadiformes; Gadidae
Gene: rgs7a
Product: regulator of G protein signaling 7a
Exons: 18
Coding region: 221-1600 (459 amino acids)
Biological process (GO): G protein-coupled receptor signaling pathway; regulation of G protein-coupled receptor signaling pathway; intracellular signal transduction
Source: RefSeq, a predicted model, not a curated record
AAAAAGCAUCGCCAACCUUAGGUCUACAUCGAAUGCCUGCUGCCACAUCCCCGUGCCAAUGAAUUAUCAUUGCAUUCCUAUGUCUGCUAGUGGACACACUGAACGAAAGCCAUAGGCUACCGGUUCUGAAAGCGACCAGGAGUCCUUCCACGGGGCUGCACGUUUUUUUUUCCAGGAGCACCAACCUGACAUUUACUGUGGCGAUUUAGCCCCCUGGAUCAUGGCACAAACUAACAGCGUCGGGCAGGGGACCAAUGGGGUAGCAGAUGAGUCGCCCAACAUGAUUGUGUACAGAAAGAUGGAAGAUUUUAUAGCCCGAAUGCAGGAUGACAAAAACGGAAUCCCUAUCCGCACGGUGAAAAGUUUUCUGUCCAAGAUCCCCAGUGUAUUUUCAGGUUCCGACAUCGUGCAGUGGAUGAUCAAGAACCUAAACGUGGAAGACCAAGUGGAGGCCCUGCACCUGGGGACCCUGAUGGCUGCGCACGGCUACUUCUUCCCCAUCUCAGACCACGUCCUCACUCUCAAAGACGACGGCACCUUCUACCGGUUUCAGACUCCCUACUUUUGGCCGUCAAAUUGCUGGGAACCCGAAAACACAGACUAUGCCGUUUACCUCUGCAAAAGAACAAUGCAAAACAAAGCCCGUCUGGAGCUCGCUGACUACGAGGCUGAAAGCCUGGCCAGGCUACAGAGGGCCUUUGCCAGAAAAUGGGAGUUUAUUUUUAUGCAAGCAGAAGCACAAGCAAAAGUGGACAAGAAGAGAGAUAAAAUUGAGCGAAAAAUACUCGACAGUCAGGAGAGAGCAUUCUGGGAUGUGCACAGACCCGUGCCCGGAUGUGUAAACACGACAGAAGUUGACAUUAAGAAGUCGUCCAGAAUGAAAAACCCCCACAAGACUAGAAAGUCUGUUUACGGGCUCCAGAAUGACGUGCGGAGCCACAGCCCGACCCACACGCCGGCCCCGGAGGCCAAGCAGCCCACAGAGGAGGAGCUGCAGGAACAGAUCACCUUUUGGCAAGUGCAAUUGGACCGGCAUCGACUGAAGAUGUCCAAAGUGGCAGAGAGCUUGCUGGCUUACACGGAGCAGUACAUUGAAUACGACCCGUUCCUGACGCCGUCAGACCCCUCCAACCCCUGGAUAUCAGAUGACAACGCCAUCUGGGAGCUAGAAGCCAGUAAGGAGCCGGGCCAGCAGAGAGUCAAGAGGUGGGCUUUCGGGAUAGAUGAAGUCCUCAAAGACCCCAUUGGCAGAGAACAAUUCCUCAAGUUCCUGGAGUCAGAGUUCAGCUCAGAGAACCUAAGAUUCUGGUUGGCCGUCCAGGAGCUGAAGAAGCGUCCCAUCAGAGAGGUCCCCAGCCGGGUGCAGGAGAUAUGGCAGGAGUUCCUGGCCUCCGGGGCGCCCAGUGCCAUCAACGUGGACUCCAAGAGCUACGCAAAGACCACCCAGAAUGUCAAAGACCCCGGCCGCUACGCCUUUGAGGACGCGCAGGAGCACAUCUACAAGCUGAUGAAGAGCGAUUCCUACAGUCGCUUCAUCCGUUCUAGUGCCUACCAGGAGCUAUUACAAGCCAAGAAGAAGAAAAGUAAGAACUUGUUCUGAAGGAUUUUGCUUCCAGGGGAACCUCCCACCACCGAAGAGACAGAAGAUUCUUGUGCCAUCAUGCUACAACCAACGUAAU